CAGUUCUAUUCAAGAACCCAUAUCUUAUAGUAUUAUUUUUGUUCUUUUUUAUCGAUCUUCCUUGUUCAUUCUUGCCCAUUUUCUUCCGUCUUGAUCUUCACAUUUGUGUUGCCAGUUCAACAUUUCAUCGAGAUCAAGGUUCUUUAUUUGCUGUUUCAGAAGCACAUUGCAACUAGAUUCGAGAUGUGCGUAAAUAUCUUGUAGGACAAUCUUGGCAAUUCAGUGAGUUGAUUGAAGAAAUAUAGAAAAGUAUAACGUAGAUUUUGCUUUUGGAUGCAAGUAAUCUUCUGACAAGUAUGGCUAGUACUUCAUCAAACUUGGAUCCAAAUCUCACUGACAACACAAAUACUGAAAAGGAUCUCAGCUUCUACCUACCACUGUAUAAGGCUGCAAUCAAAGGUGAUUGGGAGAGUGCUAGUAUAUUAUUUGAUUCAAAUCCAGAAGCAGUCACGGCCAGGAUCACAAAGAAUUUGGAGACAAUUCUUCACAUUGCAGUUGGAAGAAGUGAAGCAAUUCAUUUUGUGGAGAAGUUAGUGGAAUUGAUGCCAGAUGAAGCAUUGCCUCUGACAAGUAAAUUUAGUGAGAAUGCCCUACACUACGCUGCCAAAUAUGGCAAUACCAAGGCAGCAAAUAUAUUAGUGACCCGAGAUCCAGGUUUAUCUCACAUUUGGAAUGAUACCAACUUAUUACCUCUCCAUUUAGCUGCACUUUUUGGGCACAAGGAAAUGGUUCUGUUUCUAUUGUCUGUUACCAAAGACAAUAUACAGCCGAACCCUUUUGCAGAUAAACCUGGAAUUACUCUCCUGAUGGCUAUAGUACACUCAGGAUUCUUUGAUGUGGCUCUGGAUCUUGUUCAGUGUUAUCCUAAGUUGGCUGUAACUAUAUCUCCAGGUGGCAACACAGCUUUGAGUAUUUUAGCUGGAAAGCCUUCAGCAUUUCUGAGUGGAAGUUCCUUAGGGUUUUGGCAGAAGUUCAUCUAUUCAUGUGUUCCAGUAAAGUUGGCUAAAAUCUCUUACCGCCAGAAUAGAAAUGACAUUGAGAACUUUUCUGAGCCACCACCGAAGCACAUUGGUAUAUGCUACCGUGUUCUGAUUCAAAAUUUCAGAAAAGAUUACCUACUUUUUGCAUGCCAAAAGUUGCAUAAGAAAUUCUGGGAAGUCAUACAAGCAAUAGUGCCGCAUGUUAAGCAUAUACAUGAAACAAAGUUGAUGCAUUGCCAAGCAAUUGAACUCGUCAAGUUCUUAUGCAUGGAAAUUCCACACACAGAUAACUCUACUUCUGGCUCCAUAUAUAAACCAGCAGUCAUUAAUGCAACAACUCUUGGACAUUAUGAAGUUUUGGAAGAAAUUUUGAAGGCAUUUCCUAGUGCAAUUUGGUCAUUAGAUAAGGAGAACCACGAUUUGUUCCAAAUGGCUGUUAUUAACAGACACGAUACUAUUUUCAAUCUCCUAUAUGAGUUGGAUGAGCAUGCACAUUUGGUGACACAAAAUACUGAUAAUCACGACAACAAUAUAUUGCACUUGGCUGGGAAGUUGGCACCUCAGCACCGUCUUAAUCUUGUAGCUGGUGCAGCUUUGCAGAUGCAACGCGAGUUACAGUGGUAUAAGGAGGUACAAAAAUUUGUGACGCCAAGCUACACUGGAAAGGAAAAUUCUGAAGGGAAGACGCCUGCUAUGGUUUUUACCGAGGAACACAAGGAUUUGAUAGAAAAGGGUGAAGACUGGUUGAAAGAAACUGCUAAAUCAUGCACAUUUGCCGGAACUCUUAUUGCCACAGUUGUGUUCGCUGCGGCCAUAACAGUGCCAGGUGGUAGUAGUGGUGAGAGUGGAAUACCCAUCUUCGAAAAGGAAAGGCCUUUUAUUGUCUUUGCCAUUUCAAAUGCUGUCUCUUUAUUUUCGUCUGUUACUUCUGUGUUGAUGUUCUUGUCUGUUCUCACCUCACGCUAUGCUGAAACAGAUUUUCUAUACUCCCUCCCAAAUAAGUUAAUCAUAGGUCUUCUUAACCUACUUCUUUCCUUGGGAACCAUGACGAUAGCUUUCAGUGCCGCAAUUUAUAUUGUUUUCGGGCAUAAAAAGACCAUGAUCCUUAUUCCACUCAUUGUGUUAGCCCGCCUUCCAGUUAUCUUGUUUUUGCCCUUACAGUAUCCUCUUCUAAAGGAUAUGAUCAGAUCAACAUAUGGCCCUGGAAUUUUUGGUAAGCGAAAGAAAUCCUUGUUUGAAAAAUUGGGGGCUAGAUAAGAGUUUCGUUUAUCUUGUUUGAACCUUUCUAAUUGUAUUUUCUUUUGAAACUGCACCCUAUCAAUGUAUAAAUUCAAAUUUACUGUAUUGUCAGAAUCAAGCGUGCAGUACCUUAAACAAAGCCAGCAUGGGUUGUUCAGUACCGAGGAUAGAAGGAUAGAACAGGAUUAAGUGAGAAAUAUAUUUCACAAAUUUACCGGUUGUAAUGUUGAGUUUGACUCUAUUGUACCUAGAAUUUUUGAUGUUCGAACUCUUCGAAAUAA
Molecule: messenger RNA, 2500 nt
Organism: Olea europaea var. sylvestris
Lineage: Eukaryota; Viridiplantae; Streptophyta; Magnoliopsida; Lamiales; Oleaceae
Exons: 8
Coding region: 297-2237 (646 amino acids)
Molecular function (GO): protein binding
Source: RefSeq, a predicted model, not a curated record